Molecule: messenger RNA, 2330 nt
Organism: Daldinia loculata
Lineage: Eukaryota; Fungi; Ascomycota; Sordariomycetes; Xylariales; Hypoxylaceae
Product: dihydroxy-acid and 6-phosphogluconate dehydratase
Exons: 4
Coding region: 298-2145 (615 amino acids)
Molecular function (GO): hydro-lyase activity
Source: RefSeq, a predicted model, not a curated record
AGUGUUCUUUUUGUCUCUGUAGAUGGUGUUUUAAGACGAAUACCUUUCGGUUCUCUUUAGGUAAGGUACCUCUUCUUGGAUAUGUCGUGAUGUGACCUAGUGACCCCCGCAGCUAUCGGUACUAUUUAACGCGAUUCUCCAAGGUCGGAGUCCCGCAUAUUAAUGUAGUUUCCAGAGGGGGAUAGAAGCAGGCCAAGUGAAUAAUACUAAAUACAAGCUAUCCUAUUAGGUUAUGAUUUCAACUUAUACACAACACAUUCUAUAUAUACUUUCUCUUCUAUUAUUGACUUAACAACCAUGUCAUCAAGUACUCGAAACGACAAAGACAAGUCCCAAGCGGAUGCGGAGCUCAACGGGGACUAUGACUUGUCACAGGCGAUCGACUCACGGCAGGGGAUGCGGCAGGGACUGACGUCGUACGGGGACGCGCACUUCUCGCUGUUCCUGCGCAAAGUGUUCAUCAAGGCGCUGGGGUAUUCGGAGGACGCACUGUCGCGGCCGAUUGUUGGUAUCGUGAACACCUUCUCCGGGUUCAACCCGUGCCAUGCCAACGUGCCGCAGCUUAUAGAUGCGGUGCGAAGAGGAGUGCAACUUGCGGGGGGGCUGGCGGUGGAUUUCCCGACGAUUAGUUUGCAUGAGUCGUUUGCGGCGCCGACGAGCAUGUACCUUAGGAAUCUGAUGAGUAUGGACACCGAGGAGAUGAUUAGGGCGCAGCCGGUUGAUGCGGUGGUGUUGGUGGGAGGAUGCGAUAAGACGACGCCGGCGCAGCUCAUGGGCGGGAUAUCGGCAAACAAGCCGAUCUUGCAUCUUGUCACGGGGCCGAUGAUGCCGGGUAGCCAUAAGGGAGUCCGGAUCGGGGCGUGUACUGACUGCCGGAAUAACUGGGCGAGCUUUCGGGCUGGUGUUAUUGAUAUCGAGGAGAUUGCGGCGCUGAAUGAAGAGCUUGCGCCGACGGCUGGCACGUGUGGAGUUAUGGGCACGGCGAGUACAAUGGCGUGUAUACUAGUCGGACUCGGCCUCAUGCCAUUUAAAGGGGCAACAGCACCAGCCGUAUCGUCUGCUCGCCUACGAAUUGCGGAAGAGACGGGUGCUACCGCUGUGAAAAUUAUUUCAGCCGGCGAUAAGUUGAAACCGCAGGCUUUACUAACGCGAGAGUCGUUCCUCAACGCCAUUACUGUACUACAAGCCAUUGGUGGCUCUACAAACGCUGUGGUGCACUUAAUGGCUAUUAUUAAUCGGCACCCUGACGUUGCGGGAACAAUCACUCUUGAUACCUUCGACGAGAUCGGACGCCGCACUCCUCUCCUCGUAGACUUGAAACCUAGUGGUUCUUACUACAUGACCGACUUCCACAAUUCAGGAGGCAUGGCUGCGCUGCUACGGGAACUGAGACCACUCCUACACUUAAACGCACUGACGGUCUCCGGGAAGACGCUGGGUGAAGCACUAGACAGUGAGCGCUCAAUAUCGGUGCCGCAAGAACUACGUUGUAUCCAACCCUUCGACACCCCUCUUUAUCCGGCCUCCUCGCUGGUCGUGUUACGCGGUAACCUCGCACCCGGGGGCGCCGUCAUGAAAGCGAGCGCGUCCAAAGACCGCCGGCUCCUAAAGCAUUCUGGGAAAGCCGUAGUAUUUGCCGGGUCCGCGGACCUAGCCGCACGUAUCGAUGAUGAGAAUUUAGAGGUCACGCCCGAGAGCGUGCUAGUGCUACAGAAUAUUGGACCGGUGGGCAACCCAGGUAUGCCGGAGGCCGGGCUAGUACCGAUCCCACGGAAACUAGCAGCGCGCGGAGUCACGGACAUGUUGCGAGUUUCGGAUGGACGGAUGAGCGGUACUGCUGGUGGUACCAUCGUACUACAUGUCUCACCCGAAGCGGCGAACCCGGAGUCUGUGUUGGGGAUCGUGAGGGAUGGCGAUGUGAUUACGUGCGACGUAGAGAAGCGACUUUUGCAAGUUGAAAUUGGCGAUGAGGAAAUUGAGCGUAGGAGGAAGGCUAGGCGCGCGGAGGUGGAGAAGGCUGAUUCAAAACACCCUUGGAAGGCGAGGGAGAAGAUGAGAGGGUAUAGGGGCUUGUAUAUGAGGUCGGUUAAUGAGGCGGAUCAGGGGGCGGAUUUUGACUUUUUACGUGCUGAAGGGUCGGGAUGAUGACAAAUUAUGUAGGAAGGUCUACUAUGCUAUUGUAAGCUGUGUAUCGAUGGUCGUCGUCAGGGGCGCCAUUGAAAGUAGUGCAUUUAUGAAUCGGGUAAAGAUGCCAUAUAACCAGAAUACAACGCCUAUGGUUUCUAAGGGUUCAUUGAUCUUUAACAACUAGAAGAGGUUUUCCAAUUUUC